CGGAUUUUAUUUUAUUUCAAUCUUUUUAUUUGAAAUGCUGGCGUGCGGAAAUGAUUCACGGCGGAUUCCUGGUCAGAUCCGGCUCCACGCAUCAACGACGGUAAGGUGAGAGCAGAGCAGCGCGACAAUAGAAUGAAGUCGGUGUUUCGAAACGCCUGCUUCACAUUCUCUCGUUCCUUAAACCCUAGCUCUGUCGUCCUUUCUGUUCACUUCACCGUCCUCAAAAUCUCUCCACAUUCCACUUACUUCAGUCCUCUCAUCAGGUACCAGGCGUUCCGCACAUUCUUCGCAACUCCUCUUGCCUCUUCAAUGCCGGGAGAAGGCGAGAUCCACUCCCCGUCCGCUUCUUUCCCUUCUUCUGUUGAGAAACAGUUCGAGGACUUCCAUCAUCAGCUGGAAGAGUCCGGAGGCUUACGCGAACGCAUUCGAGCGGUGGCUACUGAGAUCGAGUCGGCCACUAGGCUAAUGCAUGCCAGCCUUCUUCUUGUUCAUCAGUCUCGGCCCAUCCCUGAGGUUUUGGAGAAUGCCAAGGCUCAAAUUGGCGUGUUGAAGGAGCUUUAUAGCCGACUUGCUAAUAUUCAUCAUGAAUGUGCUGGGCAGUAUUAUAGGUAUCAUGGUGACUGGAGGAGCGAGACACAGACUGUUGUCUCACUGCUUGCUUUUAUGCACUGGUUAGAAACAGGAAGCCUUCUUAUUCAUGCUGAAGCCGAGGAAAAACUUGGGUUGAAUACAUCAGGAUUUGGGCUGGACAUAGAAGACUAUCUUAUUGGGAUCUGUUUCAUGUCCAAUGAAUUGCCCAGGUACGUUGUUAACCAAGUGACUUCUGGGGAUUACGAUUGCCCGAGAAAAGUGUUGAAGUUUUUAACAGAUCUUCAUGCUGCCUUUCGUAUGCUGAAUCUCCGGAAUGAUUUUCUGCGUAAGAAGUUUGAUGGAAUGAAGUAUGACCUGAGAAGAGUGGAAGAAGUCUACUAUGAUGUUAAGAUCCGAGGCUUGGCAGCUAGUGCGGAUUCAUCAGGACAAAAAAUUCAAGGACAGUCAGAUUAGAAAUGCAUGCUUCUCUUCUCUGUCUUUCUUUCUUUCUUAUUUUUAUUUUAUUUUAUUUUAAUGAUGUAUGACUUAUCAUUAGUUUUUAAGGGGGCUCAAAUGGCAGAAGAGAAACUGUGUUUCUGAUUCAAAACAGAUGGAAAAGGCUUGAAGUUUGCUUGCUAUUGUGAAAGGAAAUUUAUUUAUUUUUUAUUUGAAAAAAUAUUACUCUC
Molecule: messenger RNA, 1256 nt
Organism: Malania oleifera
Lineage: Eukaryota; Viridiplantae; Streptophyta; Magnoliopsida; Santalales; Ximeniaceae
Exons: 7
Coding region: 133-1044 (303 amino acids)
Biological process (GO): RNA metabolic process
Cellular component (GO): cytoplasm; nucleus
Molecular function (GO): single-stranded DNA binding; sequence-specific DNA binding; RNA binding
Source: RefSeq, a predicted model, not a curated record